This is a messenger RNA of Aspergillus nidulans FGSC A4, 1309 nucleotides long. Its product is annotated as protein llmI. The coding region runs from base 1 to 1119 and encodes 372 amino acids. The record is from RefSeq and is a predicted model, not a curated record. The transcript is spliced from 2 exons. NCBI's taxonomy places the organism in Eukaryota, Fungi, Ascomycota, Eurotiomycetes, Eurotiales, Aspergillaceae.
AUGGACGAGGCAGCACUUCCUAGAAGUAUGCCUGACUCCAUCGAGGCAGACAGUGCCAAAGUAACUGGAAAGCGUCGCUGGGUGGACGAUGAAGACCCGAACACUGACUCAGAUGCAGAUUCUGAUGAAAUCUCAAUAAAAUCUACAAAGUCCUUCGAAGCCCAAAAUAUAGAAUAUGUUCUGGAGCAUGGCCGACGAUAUUGUAACGACACAUACUUCAUGCCAAAUGACGAGGCUGAACAAACCCGGCUAAAUAUAACUCACCAGAUGUGCAUGAUAAUUUUCGACGGGAGCCUCAUAAACGUGCCUUUGGUCAAACAAACAGCUCGCAUCCUGGACAUUGGUACAGGGCCAGGCGACUGGGCCAUUGAGAUGAGCGCCGCCUACCCUAGCGCCACCAUCGUUGCAACCGACAUAGGCGUCUUUGACAACGGCCUCGGCAGCACUAUCGAUCUCCCCAAUGUGAGUUUCCAGCUCGAUGACGCCCGGAACGAAUGGACCUACCAUGAGCCAUUCGACCUGAUCCAUCUCCGCGGCCUCGCGGGCGCCUUCUCAGAUUGGUCCUCCAUCUAUAGGCAGGCAUUCCGCCAUUUAGUUCCAGGUGGAUAUAUUGAGGUCAGCGACGCAGACCCAGCAGCGGAUACAGUCUCCUUCCCGAAUUCGGAAGAUUCCUACCUUAACACCUUAACGUCUGCUAUGCGCUCUGCCGCUGGAACCACAGGCUAUCCGCGCGAUCUAUGCCAUCUCCUCCCCAGCGUCCUAACUGCAGCGGGAUUCGUUGACGUCCGAGUCAUAGAACGUACAAUCCCAGUCGGGACCUGGACCAAUGAUCCGCGUGAGAAAACCCUAGGGAAGAUGGCUCUUAUAGCGCUCCUCGAAGGCUUGGAGGCUUAUAGUCUGCGUCCUCUCACCGCGACGGGGAAUUGGACGGAGGAAGGAGUGCGUGAUCUCUGCGCCAAGGUGAAAAUUGAAAUCCUAGCUGCGGAGAAAAUUACAGCCUGUGUAAAAACAGUGACAGCACGCAAACCGUUCUCGAGGGCGCAUUUGCGAAGGAAUGAGUUGCUAGAGAAGCUGAAACAGAUCGAUAAUGAGAUGAAUUUGGAUUCGAGCUUGACUUAAGGUGGUUUGUGCCGACAAUAGUCGGUUUAUGCUAUUAUACCCCAUUUGCUUUCAUGUUGUUAUGGCAUAGUAGAUGCAAAGCGUCCUGCUGCUUGGGAUGUUUAUGUUAGGAGAAGUACCUGGCCCAAGUGUCUAAAGCCGAAAACGAGCAAUCUCCUUAAAACCGCGCUCGCAAGUUUCGAGCUCAGGU